This is a messenger RNA of Planococcus citri (citrus mealybug), 1280 nucleotides long. RefSeq lists its product as uncharacterized. The record is from RefSeq and is a predicted model, not a curated record. Bases 453 to 836 code for a protein of 127 amino acids. The transcript is spliced from 3 exons. NCBI's taxonomy places the organism in Eukaryota, Metazoa, Arthropoda, Insecta, Hemiptera, Pseudococcidae.
AACUCAAAAAAGAUAUUGCAUAAAAAAGAGGUAAAAAUGAAAAUCAGUGUAAAGAUACGAAAAAAUUGACUCUUUGAACUUUGGAAAAUGACACCAACAAGUCAGGUACUUUUGAGUGAAAAAAACAUUUUAAAAAAUCAAUUUAAACAAUUAACACGAUAACGAAAUACGAUAAAAAUAAUUAAUUACAAAACACAAAGAAAGAAAAACUUUACGACGAUGUGAAUUCGAACUUUAAAACCUGAAAUGACGUAUUUGCAUGACUCGUAUCGCAUCGCGUAUCGUCGAAUUGAAUUUUUUUUAUAGGUGCCUACGUUAUCUGAACUUAUUUUUUAAUUGUUUAAUCGAAUUUUGCUGACACAUUUCACGAUUUGUUACUUGACUGGAUUUAUUUGUCAAGUGAGGGUACGGUUGAUGAAUUGUUGAAUCUUCGAUCCCGAAAACGCGAAAAAAUGAUUUUACGCGAUCAAAAUAACGAAUCUUCGACUUAUUACACGAUUCAGUUCGCUUUGAUUUUAUUUUUAAUAUUUAUGUUGCUAUUGUUUUUACUCUGGUGCUACUUUUUAUUCAACUGGUUGAGGAAUUGUUUGCAUCAUUCUCCGAUUAAAAAGGGAUCCAACUCGGUAUGUCGUUUCCUGUUCGAAUCGGCUGAACAUUCAGUCAACAAAGCCGCUCAAUUAGCCGAACCAGUCACCAAUAUUUUCGAAAAACCAAUCAAAUUCGCCGAUUCGACUUUCUGCACCACGAUGGACAUAGUUGGCACCACAAUCCAAAAGGGCGUUGAAACACCCCAGAAGAUCAAAGCACCCAAACAGCACUCGCUGUCGGAAACGUGAAAGAUAAAGCCAAGAUGUUUUCAUAAAAAUCUCGAUAUUCGUCGGAAUCUAACCUGUAAUUCGUAUUGUUCAUCUGCUCGCGAAUAUUUUUAAAUGUAAAAUUUAUUUAAUUACUUAACUACCUACGUAGUACGUAUUUAUGUGUUUUUUAAAUAGAGAUUUUCUGUUAAUUCCAAGCUCGUAAAGUGUAUCUAUUUGAAUAGAUCUUAUUGUCAUCGUCGAAAUUUAUUUACAAUGUAUUUUUUAAUUUAAAUCUAAUUUUAAAAAAUUUGUUUCUUAUUGUUACCUACUUUUUGUUUCCAAUACGAAUUAUGUACUUACUAAUUAAGCAAUUUAUUAUAUUUUUUGUUAUUAUUUUUCCUUCCUAUUGGCCGAGUGUCACCUGUCGGCAUUAUAUGAUUAUUUUACGUUUCUUUGUUCAAUAUACCUAAAUAAUACCUCGUA